Molecule: messenger RNA, 1206 nt
Organism: Theobroma umbraticum
Lineage: Eukaryota; Viridiplantae; Streptophyta; Magnoliopsida; Malvales; Malvaceae
Source: RefSeq, a predicted model, not a curated record
UUGCAACUUCCAUAUAGUGAUUGACAACCCUCUCACAAAUUUACGACUGUCUAAAACCGUUUGAAUUAAAAAAAAAAAAAACUAAAUAAAUCAGUAUCCAGCAAGAAGAAGCAGAGCUAGGAUUUGACAUAUGCCGACUGCCGCAUCAAUUGAUCUCCGAACCCAGACAACUUGACCAAAUCUUUCCUCGUCUGAUUUCCAGUAAGCCCAAAAAAGUGACUUCUCGGAAAUAAGAAAUGGCAGUGAACCAAGCGGCGGCGUUGAAGGUGGGGUUGGGUCUAAUGGGUCUGUGUUUGUUCGGCUACAUAGUGGGUCCACCUCUGUACUGGCAUUUCAUGGAAGGCUUAGCAGCCGUCAGCCACUCCUCCAACACUUGCCCUCCGUGCCUUUGCGAUUGCUCUUCUCAGCCUCUCCUCACGAUUCCUGAAGGACUGAGCAAUGCUUCCUUUGCAGAUUGCACGAAGCAUGAUCCAGAGGUGAGUGAGGAUACUGAAAAGAACUUUGCAGAUCUUUUGACAGAAGAAUUGAAGCUAAGAGAAGCUGAAGCUUUGGAAAGUCAGCAACGUGCUGACAUGGCACUACUUGAGGCUAAGAAGAUAGCAUCACAGUAUCAAAAGGAAGCAGACAAGUGCAAUUCAGGUAUGGAAACAUGUGAAGAAGCAAGGGAGAAAGCUGAAGCUGCACUGGCAGCUCAAAAGAAACUGACAACAAUGUGGGAAUUAAGAGCUCGUCAAAAAGGAUGGAGAGAAGUGGUUACCAACUCUCGAAUGCAGUCACAGGGUAAUGUUCAGGCUGUCUAAAUGAUCCACCAUGGCCUCAUGGAAAAUUAUUAAAAAGUGUAUUACGUUUUAAACACUGCUCAUUGCUCUGCAUGUUGAUUCCGGUGCAUCUUAUUGCAUUACCGCAAAGGCGGGCCUUAUAGUCAUAAAUUCCAGAGUGUAUCCUAUAGGCAGUCCCAAUUUAGUUCUUAUGAAUGAUCACAAGUAUAGUUAUUCUUAUUUUAAUGGAGCCACUUAAAACAACCACCUUGUUUGUAAAGCCCUAAUUUCCCUGCAUGUGAGCAUUCUGGUGAAAAUUGCUCUUGUAAAACCAUUUUAAAUUUUAGGCACCCUUGUAAGGCUCUUAAAAGUGAUUAUAAUUCUUGAGAGAACAAAGAAAAGUGGGACUAUGAAACUUGUUUGCUAGUGAAAACUUUGUUGUUUAGUA